GACUGGGGCCUACUGGCUACUGCGCCUCCCGGCUCCAGCUCAAGCGCGCGUGGCGCCUCCUCUCCCCUCCCCGCCCCGCCACCCAAAAAUAGCCGGAGCCGGGAGAGGACCGGAGGCUGACGGGAGGAAGAGGAGUGGGCGCGGCACAGGCACACACACGCGGCCGCGGCCUCCGCGUCUCCCGCGCGCCCCAUUCCCUCCCGUCCUCACCCGCUCGCCCGCGCCCAUGGCGCCGGCCAUAAAUCCCCCGCGCGGCCGUCCCGGCCGCUUCGUUUCGUUUCGUUUCGCCCCGCUCCUCCAUGUCCCUCCGCGACCCCGAUGCCGCGCCGCCGGACCCAUCGGCGAGGCGGCGGCCGGACGCCGUCGAGUGGCUGCGCUCCCUGUUCCCGGACGUGCGCCUGCCGCCGCAGGCCACCGACGACGACCUGCGCGCCGCGCUCGCCAAUGGUAGGCUGCUCUGCGCGCUCCUGCGCCGGCUCCUGCCCGGCGCGUUGCUGGACGACGCCACCUCCGACAACCUCGGCAGGUUCCGCGCCGCCGUCGAGCGGAUGGGCGUGCCCACCUUCAGCGCCUACGACCUCGAGAGGGGGGAGCUGUCGGCCGUCGUUACCUGCGUUCUUGCUUUGAAGGACCGGUUCUCGUCGCGCCUAGACGAAGACCAACGCAGCUCUACCUUCCUCACCAGGUGUGACAGCGAAGGAGGCCGGAGGAACAUGGAAUCUAAGCUGCAAAGGGUACUGUCAAGCCCCGUCAUGUCAGAGCCAUACUCUCCUUCCUUUGGAGCUGAUGCCUAUUUUCCGUCACGGGUAUUUCAGCUGAAACAAGGAUAUUCUGAUCUACCGGGUUGUAAAAUUUCAGACUUGAUGAAAUCUUCCAGCUUGGAGAAUGCUCCCACCCAGUCACUUUUGGGUGUUGUGAACAGCAUCCUCGAUGAGAGCAUCGAGAGGAAGAAUGGACAAAUACCUUAUCGCACUGCUUCCCUUUUGAGGAAGGUCAUAGUGGAGAUUGAAAGGCGUAUUUCUACUCAGGCUGGGCAUAUACGAAACCAAAAUAACCUGAUUAAAGCUCGCGAAGAGAAGUAUCAGUCAAGGAUAAGAGUGCUAGAAGCCCUGGCUUGUGGGGCACGUGGGCAAACACAUGUAGAGAGAGACAAACUUGAAGGAAAGGGGCAACUAGCAGAGGAUGAUAUGGCUAGAUUAAUGCAGUAUGAGGAAGACUUAGUAAGAUUGAUGAAAGAAAAGGAAGAUAUGAUUUGGUUGCUGAAAGAGAAGGAAGAUAUGAUCAGGUUGCUGAAGGAAAAGGAAGAUAUGGUUAGACUGUUGAAGAUAAAGGAAGACGCGGGCAACUUGAAUAAUGACAAAAUGGAUAGGUUACUUAAGGAGAAGGAUGAUACUGUAGUUAGAUUGACAAAAGAGAAGGACGACAUGGUUCGGUUAUUGAAGGAUAAGGAGGAUAUAAUUAGGCUAAUGAAGGAGAAGGAAGACAUGGUUAAUGUGAAAGAUGUCACAGUUGAAGAUACACAGAGAGCAACAGAUGAGAGCAAACGGUUACUUAAGGAAAAGGAUGCUAUUGUUGUUCGAUUGACAAAAGAGAAGGAAGACAUGAUUAGUUUGUUGAAGGAAAAGGAAGCUGCAAUUAGAAUAAUGAAGGAGAAGGAAGACAUGGUUAAUGUGAAAGAUGUCACAGUUGAAGAUACACAGAGAGCAACAGAUGAGAGCAAAUGGUUACUUAAGGAAAAGGAUGCUAUUGUUGUUCAAUUGACAAAAGAGAAGGAAGACAUGAUUAGUUUGUUGAAGGAAAAGGAAGCUACAAUUAGAAUAAUGAAGGAGAAGGAAGAUCUGGUCAACAUAGCUGGUGGUGUGGUUAGCGAUAGGAAGCAAGAAAUAGAUGACGAUAGAGACAGGUUGAUCAAGGAGAACAACGAUGCCCUUGCUAGGUUAACAAUGGAGAAGGAAAAUAUUACUAAGUUGCUAAAAGAGAAGGAGGAUGUGAUUAGAUUGAUGAAGGAGAAAGAAGAUAAAGCUGUCAUGAAGAAAGGCAAUGUUGAAGACAGAAAACAGGCAACAGUUGAAGAUGCAGACAGGUCAAUGGAGGAGAAGGGCGACAUAAUUAGGCUGAUGAAAGAGAAGGAGGAUUAUAGCAAUACAAUUAUGAAACUUAAGCAGGAAUUGGAAUCAUUAAGAUCAUCACAUGAGGAGAGCAGCAAAUUGUUAGAAUCUAAGAAGGGAGAUGUAGUUAAGCUUCUCACAGACAAGGAAAUGGAUGAAAAUAUAAUUUUGAAACUCAAGCAAGAACUUGAGGCAACCAAAAAGUUGCAUGAGGCACAAAGUCAGCAACUAGAGACCAAAGCUGCCAAAGUAAGUAAGGAGUUGGAACAGAGGAUAAAAGAAAUAGAACUCAUGUUAGAAGAUUCUACCAAGAGGAGAAUAGAACUUGAGGAAUCAGCUGAAUCUAGAAUCCAAUUUUGGAAGCAGAAGCAAAUAGUGGUAAACAAAUUUGUUGGUUUGCAAAUAAAGAAUGCUCAGGAUUUGAGGCUAUCUUCUGUUUCCAUUAGACAUGAAAUCCUAAAUUGUCAAAAAAGAUGGUUUGAAGAACUAGCAGGCCUUGGACAAAACCUUAAGGUGGUGACAAAUGCUGCGGAAAAAUAUCAUGCAGCUCUUGCAGAUAAUAGAAAAUUAUUCAAUGAGAUCCAAGAACUGAAAGGAAAUAUCAGAGUUUAUUGCCGGAUAAGACCUUUUCGACCCUGGGAGGAUGAGAAGUCCACUUCAGUUGAACAUAUUGGUGAGAACGGUGAACUGGUUUUAUCAAACCCUACAAAGAAAGGAAAGGAAGGAGGAAAGAAUUUCACAUUCAACAGAGUUUUUGGCCCUACAACUACACAAGAUAUGGUCUUCAAGGAUAUUCAACCACUAAUUAGAUCUGUUCUUGAUGGCUACAAUGUUUGCAUUUUCGCAUAUGGCCAAACUGGAUCAGGAAAAACAUAUACUAUGAUGGGACCUGAAAACGCAGAAGAGAAGGAAUGGGGUGUCAAUUAUCGAGCACUGAAUGACCUUUUCAAUAUCUCCCAUGAUCGGCGAGACACAAUUAAGUAUGAACUUGGCGUUCAAAUGGUUGAGAUCUACAAUGAGCAGAUCCGUGAUCUCCUUGGUAGUGGUGGUUCACAGAAGAAGCUAGGGAUUCAGAAUACCACCCAGCCCAAUGGACUCGCAGUUCCUGAUGCAACAAUGUGUCCUGUUAAUUCGACCUCUCAUGUUAUUGAGCUAAUGCAAACAGGACACAACAAUAGAUCCAUGAGUGCAACAGCCUUGAAUGAGAGAAGCAGCAGGUCUCACAGUGUUGUGACCAUCCAUGUACAAGGUCAGGAUUUGAAAACCGGAAACACAUUGCGUGGUGCUCUGCAUCUUGUGGACCUUGCUGGCAGUGAAAGGGUGGAUCGAUCUGCGGUUACAGGAGACAGGCUCAAAGAAGCACAACACAUUAACAAGUCUUUGGCUGCUCUUGGGGAUGUUAUAUUUUCUUUGUCACAAAAGAAUGCUCAUGUACCAUACAGAAAUAGCAAGCUUACACAAGUCUUACAAACUUCUUUGGGUGGGCAUGCAAAGACCCUAAUGUUUGUGCAAGUCAACCCAGAUGUUGCAUCGUACACAGAGACUUUAAGUACACUGAAAUUUGCUGAACGUGUGUCUGGGGUGGAAUUAGGUGUUGCAAGGACCAAUAAGGAGGGAAAGGAUGUCAGAGAACUAAUGGAUCAGCUUGCGCUGCUCAAGGAUACCAUUUUAAAGAAGGAUGAUGAAAUUGAUCGGCUGCAAUUACUCAAUAGUAGUACCUCCCGACCGAAGUCCACAAAAAAUGGUGACUCCCUGAUGAAGCAUUCAUCCUCUUCUCCAGGCAUGACCUCCCUAGGAAAGGUGGCAAGCUUUGGCAGUGGGGCUGCUUCUGAUCCUGACAACUUAUCUGACACCAGUGACAGGCAUUCUGAGGCUGGGUCCCUGCUCUCAACUGAUGAAAAUCAACAGCUGGGUCAGAGCUCUGCUAAUCCUGAGGUUUCUGCCCUCGGUGAUGUUGAAUUAGACGGAAGGUUAAGUGAUGUAUCAGAUGGUGGUAUAUCAGCAGGUGCAGAAACUGACAGUUCAGUGAACAACGUUGUGGACCAAGAAGAGAAAACAUCUAGUGCUGGAAAAGAGCGGUUAGUCAAAGCAGUAAAUCGAGUCCAGAAGCUAACAGUCCCAAAAGUAGGUCAAGCAUCAAGCUUGCGGCCUAAACCAAGAGAUCCUUCUGUUCCUAAAUCUUCAGUGGCAACAGGUGUGCGAAGAAGUACAACCACUCAAGCAACUGCCCCAGCAAGAACUAGUAGCACUUCAAAACGAGGACCAUAGGUCAAGAUCAAGACACUGAUGAUUUGGCAAAAUCACUUUUCACCUUUUUUUGUAUAGUUCUUUUGGAAAGGUUUUUCUUCUUAGAAUGAUAUACUACCAGUUUCUUAUGGGUUUCAUAUCCAUUAGAGUGGCUAUUUUUUACACUGGUUUAUCAAAACUACCGCAACCCUCCUCCUUUACCCGGGCUUGGGACCGGCUAUAUUGAGACGCUUCCAGUCAACACAGUCAACAUAGACGACUCGAGAUGGUUUGGACAUGUCCAACGGAGGCCUCCGGAGGCGCCGGUGCGUAGUGGGGUGCUAAAGCGUGUUGAUAAGGUAAAGAGGGGUAGAGGUAGGUCUAAACUGACUUGGACGAGUCGUUUAAGAGAGCUUAAAGAUUGGGAUAUCUCUGAGGAGUUAGCUUUGGAUAGGAGCGCUUGGAGACUAGCUAUCAACGUGCCUGAACCAUGACCUUUGUGUCUUUUGGGUUUCAUCUCUAGCCUACCCCAACUUACUUGGGACAAAAGGCUAUGUUGUUGUUGUUGUUGUAAUGAUAUACUACCAGUUAGACUGAAUUUUGUGUCUCAGGUGGAUAGGUCGCUGUUGUUAUUUCAUCUUUGCAGUGAGGAUAUCGUCUGUUAAGCA
Molecule: messenger RNA, 5002 nt
Organism: Panicum virgatum (switchgrass)
Lineage: Eukaryota; Viridiplantae; Streptophyta; Magnoliopsida; Poales; Poaceae
Product: kinesin-like protein KIN-14D
Exons: 19
Coding region: 300-4376 (1358 amino acids)
Biological process (GO): microtubule-based movement
Molecular function (GO): ATP binding; microtubule motor activity; microtubule binding
Source: RefSeq, a predicted model, not a curated record